Messenger RNA from Blepharisma stoltei, 846 nucleotides. Lineage: Eukaryota; Ciliophora; Heterotrichea; Heterotrichida; Blepharismidae. The record is from the annotation of a GenBank genome assembly.
AUGGGCCACACUGUCUCGAAGCUUUGCUCAAAAUGCUUUAAAUCAGAAGAAGAAAACCCGAUUUAUCAAGAACAAGAAAUGAAAGAAACGCUAAUUUCAGAGUCUUUCUCUAUAAAUAGCAGUAUCUCUAUACCAAAAAAUAUCUCAGCCUCUUAUGAGCUUUCAGAAACCACCAGCAGUUCUAGUGAAAAUCUAAACCAGGAGCACAUUUUGCGUUUACUAAUAGAAAAAGCGACCCAGGAAUUUUUAGAUCACUUAUAUGCACCUUUACAAGAAGAAGGAUGCCAAGAAUUAGUAAAUAAAGAUGGAUUUCUGGUAUAUGGGAAAGAGUUGCCUGAUGCAGUAUUAAUUAAAGCGUCAUGGCUAACCCCUUAUACAGUAGAUCAAUAUAAAAUCGUAAUGGAAGACAUCAACAAUAGAACGACUUGAGAUCGCAGCUUAGAAAGUGUUGAAUUUGUGUCUACGAUACCUCCUGAUAUAUAUAUUACUUAUUCAAAAUUCAAAAAAAUGCCUAUGAUAUCAUCUAGGGAUAUGGUUUUAGUUUCCAGGCUAAUAAAGCUUCAGAAAGGAGUUUUGCUUAUUGAUACAUCAUGUGAACACCCUGAUUAUCCUCCUACUGAUAAAUUUGUAAGAGCGACACUGCCUGUUAAUGGCUAUUACAUAGAGCCGAUUGAUAAAGAUGAUCAAGGAAAUAUAAAUAAAGUGAUAAAUAUCACAAUAGUCAAUUUCGGAGGAAAAUUGCCAAAAUCGUUAAUAAAAACGAAAUAUGGAAAACAUGUGCCAAGCUUAAUUAAAAGAAUGCAUGGAGAAAUCAUGAAGAUCACAGAGAAGUCUCCUUACAACUAA